AAAGAGAAAGAAGCGAAAAGACUCCCGUCGCCACACCUCCCCUUUUCCCCGCCGCCAGCCGUAACCACCAAACCCUCGCCGCCGCCAUGCCGAUCUCCGCAAAGGGGAAGGAUACACAGGUCCCAGGCCACCGGCGAUCCAGACGGGAUUCGUCACCUGUGGAUUCGCUGGCAGCGGAAGCAGCCUCCCGUCGGGCCGUCGCCCAGAUCCGCCCCGCCUUAACAGAGAGGCCCGGUCCCUCGCGGCGGUCAUGGCGAUCCACCCGGGACUCUUCGGAGGAGGAUACCACUGCCGCCUCUCCCUUCACCCAGAUCCGCCUCUCCUUGACAGGGAGGCCCGGUCCUUCGCAGCGGUCAGGGCGAUCCACCCGGAACUCUUCGGAGGAGGAUGCCACUGCCGCCUCUCCUCCUCAUCCCACCUGGAUGAUUCUGAAUCGAGCUGGUGCCCGGAGGGAUUAUUUCCCCGGCGACCAAACCACGUCUGUGUUCUGCCACACCUCCACCGGCCAGAAGAUUUCCGUCUCCUUCGAGCUCGUCGAACCGCCUGGCACUUCCGUCCUCACCCUCGACUGGCCGCAAGGGCCCCCCUCGAUCUGCCCGGAGGUCAUCGCAGCGGACCGCAACUUGGUUCUAUUCCAGAUGGUUCGUGGCAUUCGUUGUCCCGCUCAUCCCGUGGACUACUUCAUCUACGAGGCAAGUAGCGACCCCUCUCGGCGAUCAUCCUUGUCUCUGGUACCUGUUCUGUAUCCCAAGAGAGAUUCGAAUGAGGGCCGACCUAUGCAGCACAUAAUGAGUACGGAUGCCACGGGAGUUCUGUCCUUGAAUAGUGGAUUGUUCAUCGUGGCUGAUCUUGAGACAAGGAAAGAUGCGGUUGACAUCUACCUGUUCGUGUCAGGUUCUGGCAAGAGUAAGGGGUAUGAUGGGUGGAGGGUCCUCAAGCGUCUCCCUGUACGCCGUGCGAAUGGCGACCUCCUUGAUCUGUCCUGGUGGUCAACAGAUAGGGUGCUGCCCUACCGGCACCACUUAAUCUGGGUAAACUAUUACAAGGGGAUGAUCUUCGGAAACAUGGAGGAUCCAUGGAGGGAACCUACGCUUAGGUAUGUGCCACUACCAGUGGAUGCAACUAAAGGGAUCUGUGAUGACCGGAAUUGUGGCAGAAGAUGGCCUGAGGCUAGCCACAAUAUCUUUGUCACCCGCUCUGCCAUCAAGUUUGUCACUAUCAGCCAUCAGUACAGCAGCAGCUCCGUAAUGGCGCUGAAUCGGUGCUGGAGCACCUUCCGCAUCACCACCUGGUCCUUAUGCAACUAUUCUGACACAUGGAUAGAAGAAGCUACGUUGGAUGCUGAAGAAUUCUGGGACCUCGAUGCUGAAAACCAACUCCCACAUGUCAUGCCAGAAUUCCCUGUUUUUAAUAUGAAAAAUCCUGACGCCAUCUGCUUUUCAUUAUAUGAGGGAAGCCACACUUUUGGCUACAGUGGCAAAACAUGGAUGGUCGAGGUCCACAUGAAGAAGAAACUUUUGUUAAAUGCCACUGCUUAUUCCGAGGAGCAAAUCUUCUUCAGACAGAUCACUACCAAAUCUGCAAGAGUUCUGUCUCAGGGUCUCCCUCUCCCCUUCAUCUCCAGUGAGAUGCCAGAUUACCUGCCUGAGAAAAGGAGGAAGUUGACAAGCAAGAGUACAACUAAAGCUGUGGCUCGAUCUGCACUACCAGUUUAGAUAUCAAACCAACUUGGGAUGCCAUGUUGCUACUACAUGCUUCGGAACAAGCAUGGGAAGAUUGGGUUAAAUUACAUUAUUUGCUUAUAAGAAAUCUUAUGUACGCACCAAACUAAUUGAUUACGAUUGCGUGGAACAUAUCCUUUGUUUUACGGUCCAGAUGGGUUUUAUAUUUUAUAGUUGCUGCAGAUAUGCUCUACCAUGUCAAACUGGUGAACUGAGCAAUCAUGGUAGGAAGGAUCUGGAAUGGAUAUGAACAAUGUUUAAUCAAGUGGUGUUUGCACAUUAUCUUCAA
Messenger RNA from Panicum hallii, 2010 nucleotides. RefSeq lists its product as uncharacterized. Bases 87 to 1715 code for a protein of 542 amino acids. The record is from RefSeq and is a predicted model, not a curated record. NCBI's taxonomy places the organism in Eukaryota, Viridiplantae, Streptophyta, Magnoliopsida, Poales, Poaceae. The transcript is spliced from 2 exons.